AUGAGUGAGGGUGAAUCACCUCCGCUGGAACCGCAAACAGGUGUCGACACUGGUGCUAAAUGCCGAGGCAAAAAAGAUCCAGCAUGGCACUAUUGUACGAUUGAUGAUAGUGGCGGGUCAAAAAAAAUCAUAUGUGAUUUUAGUCGAAUGACAAUUCGUGGUGGAGGAGUUCAUCGAAUGAAAGAACAUCUCGCUGGAUUAUCUGAGAUUCAAAAUGAUAAAGGCAAAAGAGUUGAUAACAAGAGAAAGAAAAUCAGUAGUGAUAUAAAAGAUUUCAUGAAACCUGGAGCACAAAUUGAUGCAUCUCAGCCUAGUAUAAAAGCAUGCAUUCAAAGUAAGGCACGUUGGAAAGAAACUGAUAUGUCCUUGGCUUCAUGGUUUUAUGAUGCUUGCAUUCCUUUAAAUGCUGUGAAUUCACCUCAUUAUCAACAUGCAAUUAAUAUGGUAGCAAGUAUGGGACAUGGGUAUAUAGGACCCAAUUAUCAUGCUUUAAGAGUCUCGUUGCUGAAAGAAGCCAAAUUCUUUGUCCAGAAUGCUGGUGUGUCCUUCAUAAAGUCUGUAGAUAUAUCUGGCAUAGAAGCAAAUGCAGAAAAUUUGUGCAAUUUGUUUGCUGAAUUUGUUGAGAUUGUUGAAGCUGAAAAUAUAGUGCAUAUGGUUACUGAUAAUGCUCCAAACUAUAAAAAUGUUGGUUCUUUGCUGAAUGAAAGAUAUCCUACAGUAACUUGGUCUACGUGUGGAGCUCAUUGCAUCAAUUUAAUAAUGAAGGACAUGACAAAAUUGUCUAUGGUACAUGAUUUGAUUACACUUGCAUCUAGGGUUACUGUGUUUGUUUAUAAUCAUAAGUGGCCUCUUAAUUGGUUGAGAAAUAGGCUAGGUUGGACAGAAAUUAUCCGCCCAGGUGAUACCCGUUUUGGUACCUGUUUCAUAGCAUUGAAGAGUCUUCAUGAUCACAAAGAGCAUUUGCAAGCUUUAGUUACAAGUUCAGAUUUCAAAAAAUAUCUGAAAGUAGCUAAAGCUAAAAAGGUCAAACAGAUUGUAUUGGAUGAGCAGUUAUGGAAUAAUUGCUUAAUUAUUUCCAAGAUUAUGGGUCCAAUUAUGAGAUUGUUGCGCAUAUGUGACUCAGAUGAGAAACCUUCAUUAGGUUAUGUAUAUGAGGGCAUGUGGAGGGUUAUUAAAGGGGUGAAAGAGUUGUUCAAAAAUAAGGAGAGGUUGUAUGGGAAGUUUGUUGACAUUAUUGAAUCAAGAUGGGAUAAAAUGUUGAGGAAAAACCUCCAUGCAGCUGCAUUUUGGUUGAAUCCAGCUUUUCAGUACGAUCCUGAAAGCCCUACUAGUAGUUCAGAGGUGACAAGAGGAUUGCUUGAUAUCCUUGACCUUAUGGUCCCUGGUGCAGAAGAUUUGAUGGGGGAAAUGAAUACUUUUCAUGAAAGAAGGGAAGAUGAAUGGUGGAGAACUUUUGGAUUUGAUGCACCAAAUCUUCAAAAGGUGGCUGUUAAACUCUUGAGUCAGACAUCUUCCUCUUCCGGAUGUGAACGCAAUUGGAAUGUGUUUGAAAGAAUUCACACAAAGAAAAGGAAUAGAUUGGAGCAUCAAAGGCUUAAUGACCUUGUCUUUGUUCACUACAACUUGCGUUUAAAGAAUCAUCUUGGCUCAAAGAAAAGACUUUAUGAUCCAAUUGAUUAUGAGUGUAUUGACAAAGUUGAGUUUUGGGUGACUGAUGAAAAUCCCAAUGAAGAACUUGUGUAUGAGGAAUUGGAGGAAAUAUUAGAGGAAGAACAACCAAAAGGCAAUGGAGAUGAUGUUAUGAGGAUUAAUGAUGAUGAAGAAGUUGAUUUGUCAAGAUUUGAUGUUAUAAGGAUUACUAAUGAUGAAGAAGUUGAUUUGCCAGGAUUUGGUGAUAGUGAUGGAGCUACUGAUGGUAUUCGAGUUGGAAAUGAGAGUGAUGGAGAUGAUUAG
Molecule: messenger RNA, 1953 nt
Organism: Salvia hispanica
Lineage: Eukaryota; Viridiplantae; Streptophyta; Magnoliopsida; Lamiales; Lamiaceae
Source: RefSeq, a predicted model, not a curated record